AUGGCGGCCACGGCAUACACGUCGUUACGCAGGUCCUCGACGUCGUCCACGAGGUCAGGGUCAGGGUCGGACUACAGCGAUGCAGGAACGGGGCCAAUGACGGCGGCGAAAAGGACGAGGGCGACCCGAGGCGUGCUCCUCGACGACGACGACUACGACGCAUACAACAACGACACAAAAGACGUCGCCUCGUCGUCGUCGCUGCCCUCCGUCUCGGCCACCGCGACGCCCAGCCCCGCAAACUUUUUGUCCCUCGCCGAGACGAGCCUCACGCCCUUGUCCAUGGACAGCGACCUGUUUUCCGAUCGAGGGUUCGACAGUAGUAGCAAAGCAGGGGACAAGACGGGCAGCCCGAGCCCCUACAAGCAGCAGCAGCAGCAGCAGCAGCAGCAGCAGCAGUCGACGACACAAACCUCUGGAAUGGCGCCGUCAUCAUUAGCAUCGUAUGCUGUGCAAGCAGGCCACGAAGACGAAGACUUGAGACGGAGCACAAGAGCCAACGAGGAGGCAUCAUCAUUGCCUGCGACGUCUGCGGCCAUGCGAUCACCACAUGCAUCAGCGACAUCUUCAGCAGCAGCGACAAGGACGAGGACGGCGGCGGCGGAUGAGGAAGCAAAUGUCUCGGGUGCACGCGACACGGCGACGGAAAUAGAAGCGGCAGCGUCGCACGCGGCCAAUCGAACCGGCAGCAGCAGCAGCAGCAGCAGCGGGAACAUCGAAUGCGGCACUGAGUUGAUGGACUGGAAUGCAGCCAGGGAGGAGCAUCAGCACCAUCAGCAGCAGCAGCAGCAGCAGGAUCCGCAGGGAGAGGGAGAGCAAUGGCAAGGUCAGGAAGACGACGACCCACGGGCAAUCUCGCGUAGGAACCCGCGCCAGCGUCGUGCUGGGUCGACGCCGCUGUCGCUCGAUCCGCUGCAGAUGAUGAUCGGGACGCCCCCCGAUAACGAUAAGGUCGCCUCCAUCAGGGCCCUGCCGCUGCCGCUGCCGCUGUCGCUGUCGCUGUCGCUGCCGGAUAACGAUAAGGAAAGGGAUAGCGCCCCGGCCCCCCCGGCCCCCCCGGCCACUCACACCCAGGACCGGACACAGGCCAGCACCAGCACCCCCAGCACCACCGCUACCAACAGCAACACGAACGCCCAAGCACCCACCGGCGCCAGCGCCAGCGCCAGCAGCGGUACAACCACCACCACCGCCGCCGCCAGCACGUCCCCCCGAUCCACCACCACUACCACCACCACUGCGUUCCAAUCGCACCCGUUCCAGUCGGGCCCGUCGUCCCUGGCAUCUGCUCCUGUCGCCGCCGCCCCCUUGGCCCUGCGUACGAAAAACAUCUCGGACACGAAUAGUAGUAAUAUCGCCUCCGGCCCCCCUAAUACGAGCUCUGCGUCCGCCAUCACGAGCCCGGCCGCCUCAACCUCCUCGCCCUCCACCGUCUUCUCCGCCCCGGCUGCCUUUACCCGCCAAAUCUCGACAUCCUCGCUGCGAUCCACAAGCAGCCUCAUCUCCCAGAUCCAGGACAGCCUGCAGCAGCAGCAACAACAGCAACAACAAUCACAACACCACCAUCACCACUCCUCGUCGGGCGCACAUCUCGUCAGGCCCGUUGCCAAACCCAUCGUUCGCACCACCUCCGACUCCCAAUUCACCCUCAAGCACCCCGUCCCCGACCUCAACUGCCGCUCCGGCGCCUACAUCGGCAACGUGGCCGCCCUCGAGAAGUCGGCCGAGCGCCUGUCCAUGACCAGCUCCAUCGAGGACGCCAUCCGCGACCUGCAUGGGGAACUGAAACGUUCUGACUCCCGCCGCUCCUCCAUCCUGGCCGCCAGCGUCGCCGCCUCCCAGUCCCCGAUUGAGGAACCCUCGGCUCAGCCUGGCCCCCUGCGAGUCAUCCCUCCCGUCGCCUCCAUCGUCGAGCUCAACAACGCCGCCCGUCUCGGCGGAUACUCCCCGAGCGGCUACGUCAUGUCGCCCAAUCACUCCAUGACCGGCCGUUUGCGCUCCGGCUCCAAGAACUCGAGCGGCCGUCCCGAAAUCGACGUCGACGCCAUCAUGUCUCGCCACGGCCCCGGCAAGGGCUCCACGAGGAGCGUCCGCUCCGGCAAGCCUUCGCUGGCUGAGAUCGCCGAGUCGGAGCCCGUCGCCCUGACUGGUCGCGUGCUCGACGAAGCCGACCAUGCUCCCAUCCCCGUCACCGCCGACGACGACGCUACCAUCCGCCGGCCCAAUACCCAUUACGAAGAGAACCCCGGUAGCUACCACGACAUGUUCGGCGACAUGGACCGCCAGUCUUCGGGCCUCGGCCUGGACUUUGGCGGUGACAAUGCCAAUGCCAAUGCCAACCCCAACGCUGCGCGAGACCCCGACGACAGGCCGCCCUCGCCCCGUUCUACCUCGACCUUUGACCACGCCAACGCCUUUGGCGACUUUGACGGCGUGCACUGCCAGCCGGAAGAUCUCGAGCGCGGCUACGAACCCUCCCUCCGCGACCAUGGCGACGGCGAGUACCACGAAAUGCCCAUGCCAAUGCCCAUGCCCAUGUCACAGGCGACGAUGCCCAUGCCCGAGCCCCAGUACCAGCCGCCGCCGGCACCACGCAUGCCGCCCACGAACAGGGCCGACAGGGGCAGGCCGCAGUCGUACUUUGACCCGCUCACCGGCCAGGAGAUGCUCUGCUACCCCGCUCGCGUGCCGGCCAUGCUCAACCUGCCGCCCAAGCUGUCCAAGAAGCCCAAGACGGAAGUUCGCAACGCGCGCCACUCCAAGGUGCUGCAGGCCAUGGGCCACCCCGGGUUUGGCAAGGCCGAGUACCUGCCGCAGGAUCCCGAAGCCCCCCCCGUGCGCGAGUCCAAGAUGUGGCUUCCCGACCCGCUCGCCGGCCACGGAAUGACCUCGUUCGGCGACUACGCCAACGACCAGCCUUCGGGAGAAGCACCACUGAAGGAGCCGCCCGUUGCCGCCGACUCGCAUGUGCCGUCGGAGCAGGGCGACCCGGUGCUGGCGGUGGGCGGUGGGCCAGCGCAAUCCGAGGACAUGUCGCAGCCUCCGACCCAGCAACGCCGCAAGUCCAAGAUGCCAAGGGCCUCGCAGCUGCCACCUCAACUGCGUGCGAGCGCCUUUUUCGAACUGCCCUCGACAACACCCAAGAUCGAGAUGAAGGAAGGCUCCGCCAUGGCCACGCUCGAUAGCAUCCUCGACGCUUCCGCCAACGCCCCCGUCAGUGCCUUCACAGACCACGCCUUCGCCGGCAAGCUGGGCUCCGAGGUGUACGGCCCCGACAAGAAGAAGAACCGCAAGUCGACCGCGACCGCCAUCCUGCUGCCCGAAGAGCACGUCAGGGCCGCCUCGCAGAAGAAGAAGGGCGGACUCACGCCUUUCGGCAAAGGCUCCAACGACGGUUCCCGGAAGAACUCGAUGGCCGGCAGCAGGGAAGAAAACCAGGCCCUGUCCGACCACGUCGACGGUGCGAGGGCAGACAAAGCCGAAGGCGAGAGCUCGGGCGACGAAGAGGAACAGGUGGAGGACGAAUUCGCCGGCGUUCUCGACGGGCCUCCCACUACCCUGCUCGCCGAGCUGCAGUUGCGCAAGUACCACGCGAGGAUGCGGACGCAGAACCCGAACCGCAACGUUGGCCAGAACGGCAUGCACGCCACCCUCAUAGAGCUCGAUGCCGUCGCCGAGACGCAGAAGAGGCAUCGCGAAAAGAAGAAGGUCGCCCUCGCCUGGGAAGACGGGGUCAAGGAGGAGGAGGGCAGCUCCGACGAAGACGACGUGCCGCUCGGCGUCCUCUACGCGAGCCAGCCCACCAUCGCCGAGAGGAACCGCCCUCUAGGUCUGAUGGAGCGCCGCGACCUGGAGGAGAACGAGCCCCUGAGUGCCCGCCGAGCGCGUCUGCACGGACACGAACCGCCAAAGACGCUGGGCAAACAGAGCAGCAACUACACCCUGAACGCCGGACUGAGCCAGCUUCGCCUGCACCAGAUGCCCUCCACCGAGCGCAUGAGGCCCCAGGAGGAGUCGGACGACGACGAAGCGGUCGAGGGCGAGACCCUCGCCGAGCGUAUGCGGCGCCUCAAGACCAAGGACGAGGCUAGGCACAACAACCUCCCCAGCGCUCGCCCCGUGAGCAAGGCCUUCUCGGCCGAGAUGCUCGCCCAGUUCGGCGAUGCCGACAAACCCGAGGACAAGGGUAAGGAAAAGGAGACCCAGCCCGAGGAGACAGAGGAAACUCUCGGCCAGCGCAGGAAGAGACUGCAGGCCGAGCGCGAGGCCCGCGAACGGGAGAUGAUGCUGGGCGGCGGUCCCAUCGAGCCGGAAGCACCCCUGUUGCGCAAGAAGCACAGCAUGGCCGACGUCCUCGGCUCGCACCCCAUAAUUCACAACAACCCCGCCCUGGAAGAGCGGCGCCGCAUCGAGCAGGAGCAGCGCAAGGUCAGGGAACAGGAGGCCAAGAUGGCCGCCAUUCGGGCACAGAUGCCCACGACCCUCACCGGACCCAACGUACAACGGACCGGCGGCUACAUGAACGGCGCCUUCAACGACGGCACCGGGGGCAACGUCCAUCAGGCGCCGCCGGCCCACAACGGCCUCGGCGCCAACAUGGGCCCCGGCGGAUGGAACCGAUCCAGCAUGGCUUUCAGCAGCUACGGCGGGCCGCUCCAGCAACCGAUGCAGCACUACCAGCAGCAGCCGGCGUAUGGCGGGCACGCCGGGGUCGGGCAGAUGGCGCAGACGCCCAUGAACGGCUACGGGGGUUACACCGCCGGCGGCAUGGGCGGCAUGGGUGGCAUGAACAACAUGAACGCCUACGGCAUGCCAAUGCAGAUGCAGCCGAUGAGCGGCGGCAUGGGAAUGCAACAGGGCAUGGCGCCGAUGCAGAUGCAGCCGAUGCAGAUGCAGCCCGGGCAUAACGGGCAGAUGCAGAACAUCGAGCGCUGGAGGCAGAGCGUCAUGUACUAG
Molecule: messenger RNA, 4956 nt
Organism: Colletotrichum higginsianum IMI 349063
Lineage: Eukaryota; Fungi; Ascomycota; Sordariomycetes; Glomerellales; Glomerellaceae
Exons: 1
Coding region: 1-4956 (1651 amino acids)
Source: RefSeq, a predicted model, not a curated record